CAGACCACAACAAAAAAAGAUUAAAGAGUCCUCACCCUCGACCAAUGUUUCACAUCCUAUCCACCGAAAACGAAUCGAAAGAAAAAAUACGUCUUCGUGACAAAAUCGCCUGACACCAUGCCUCGCUACAUGACAAUUCACGAUUUGAACAAACCCUCGGUUACCGAGCAUUUUACCACCACUUCUUUCCUCAAGCGCGCAUACUCUAUGCGCAAUACGGACUCCACCACUACGCUUCUUCGUCGAUUGGGAGUCUGUUUAGUCGUACUUAUCGAAGCCAUCAUCAUGCUAACCCUCGAUGUUUACCUUCAUGAAUCGCUUGGGGCCCUGGUGCUCAUGUUGAUCUUCAUACCUUUGUGGCUACUUUUUGUUGUAUGGGCGCUGGGGAGGAUGGAGCUGGUGACAACUACCAUAAGAUUUUUCCGGUUGAGACUGACAACCCAGAUUUUGAGACGGUUCAUAUAUGCUAUGAUUGCAUUGCAUGUUGCGCCAUUCGCAGUACUAGUGUUGGACGGUAUAUUUCGCAUAUCAGGACGAGGAUUUGCGGCAAACGUUGCAGAGUGGAGGUAUUAUUGGUUCGCAAUGCAUAUGAUCAUCACCAUCGCUGCGAAUGUUGUGGGAAUGGGUAAAGAGGAAGAAUCGUCACUCGUGUGA
Messenger RNA from Periconia digitata, 654 nucleotides. NCBI's taxonomy places the organism in Eukaryota, Fungi, Ascomycota, Dothideomycetes, Pleosporales, Periconiaceae. The record is from the annotation of a GenBank genome assembly.